AUGCCAGGCUCCCAGAGCCGGGCCCGGGCCCGGGACCGCAACAACAUCCUCAACCGGGCGGAGUUCCUGUCCCUGAACCAGCCCCCCAAGGGGGUCCCGGAGCCCCGCGGCAGCUCGGCUAGGAAGGGCUCGGGGCCCUCGGCGCAGCCCCCGCCGCCCGGCGACGGGGCCCGGGAGCGGCGCCAGUCCCAGCAGCUGCCCGAGGAGGACUGCAUGCAGCUGAACCCCUCCUUCAAGGGCAUCGCCUUCAGCUCCCUGCUGGCCAUCGACAUCUGCAUGUCCAAGCGGCUGGGCGUGUGCGCCGGCCGGGCCGCGUCCUGGGCCAGCGCCCGCUCCAUCAUCAAGCUCAUCGGCGUCACCGGCCACGGCGUCCCCUGGAUCGGCGGCACCAUCCUCUGCCUGGUGAAGAGCAGCACGCUGGCCGGCCAGGAGGUGCUCCUGAACCUGCUCCUGGCCCUGCUCCUGGACAUCAUGACGGUGGCCGGCAUGCAGAAGCUCAUCAAGCGGCGAGGCCCGUUCGACACCAGCCCGGGGCUGCUGGACUACCUCACCAUGGACGUGUACGCCUUCCCCGCCGGCCACGCCAGCCGCGCGGCCAUGGUGUCCAAGUUCUUCCUGAGCCACCUGGUGCUGGCCGUGCCGCUGCGCGUGCUGCUGGUGCUCUGGGCCCUCUGCGUGGGGCUGUCCCGCGUCAUGAUCGGGCGGCACCACGUCACGGACGUGGUCUCGGGCUUCGCGCUCGGCUACCUGCAGUUCCGCCUGGUGGAGCUGGUCUGGAUGUCCUCCAACACCUGCCAGAUGCUCAUCUCCGCCUGGUGA
Messenger RNA from Pipistrellus nathusii (Nathusius's pipistrelle), 819 nucleotides. The record is from the annotation of a GenBank genome assembly. Lineage: Eukaryota; Metazoa; Chordata; Mammalia; Chiroptera; Vespertilionidae.